GCUCGCACCUCUUGACCCUUCGGCACCGACUGCACCAUGGCGCCAUUCACCGCCGAGCCCGCCUCGCUGCACGACGCCGAGCAGGCGAGCAACGAGACGGCCACGCAGCGCUCCGACGAGGCGGCCGCGCUGCCCGCCAAGCGCACCGGCACCAUCUCGCUCGAGGAGGGCCGGCAGGCCGAGAAGCCCGUCGAGAAGAAGGGCCCCAUCCGCCGCACCAUGCAGCCGGGCGAGAGCUCGGCGGGCCUCGGCGGCAACGGGCCGCCGCGCCGCAUGACGGCCGCCAGCGACCAGCACCGCGCUCCGCUCCGCUCCUUCACGGGCCUCUUCACGCCCGACAAGCCGCUGGCGCCAGCACCCUCGCACAUUCAGUCGAUCAAGAAUGUCAUCUUCUACAGCCCCCUCAACGUUCUUGUGCUUGCCAUCCCGGUCUCCUGGGCGCUGCACUUCGCACUGGACCAGUCAAAGCCGUCUAAUGGCCUUGUCACCUUUAUCAUCAGCUUCCUCGCGAUCAUCCCGCUGGCUGCGCUGCUCAGCUACGGCACAGAGGAGAUCAGCUUGCGCGUUGGCCAGACGCUCGGCGGCCUGCUGAACGCGACGCUUGGCAACGCUGUGGAGCUCAUUGUUGCGAUCCUGGCACUGUUCCAAUGCCAGCUCGUGAUCACGCAGACGUCGCUCAUUGGCUCGAUCCUCUCAAACAUCCUGCUGGUGCUUGGCAUGUCCUUUUUCGUCGGCGGCCUCCGCUACUCGGAGCAGGAGUUCCUCAUGACGGCCGCAAACCUCAACUCCGGCGCUCUCACGAUGUCUGUCAUCACGAUUCUGAUUCCCGCCGGUUUCCAUGCUACGAGCGGAGCGCUGUCGGACGCGCUUGAGCGCGCCGACAUCCUCAAGGUCAGCCGCGGUGCCUCGAUCAUCCUGCUGCUCAUCUACGCCGGCUAUCUCGUCUUCCAACUCAGCACGCACACGCACCUGUACGAGGAUGAGGGCGAGGAGGAGGAGGUCACUCUCAGUCUCCCGGUGGCCGUCGGCCUACUCGUGCUUUCGACAGUUCUGGUAGGCGUCACGUCUGAGUGGCUUGUUGACUCAAUCGAGGGCGUCUCCGAGAACUACGGAGUGCCAAAGACCUUUAUCGGUCUGAUUCUGCUGCCAGUCGUCAGCAACGCCGCAGAGCACGCCACGGCCGUCACGGCCUCGUACAAGAACAAGAUCAACCUUGCCAUGUCCGUGGCCGUUGGCAGCUCGAUUCAAAUUGCCCUGUUUGUGCUGCCGCUCCUUGUGGUGAUCGGCUGGAUCGCCGGCAAGCCGUUGUCGCUGCUUUUCGACCCGCUCGUCGCCAUCAUCCUCUUCCUCAGCAUUAUCCUCGUGUCCAAUGCCAUCGCUGACGGCAAGAGUAACUAUCUCGAAGGUUGGAUGCUGAUGAACGUUUUCGUCAUCAUCGCACUCGCCAGCUGGUUCAUCCCCGAUGCUCCGGCCGACGCUCUUUUCACCGACGAGUACUGCCGCAGCGUCUAGGGCGCCUCCCGCGCCUCUCCUUUCCAAUUGUACCUACAUUCUCUCUCCGGAGCUCCGCCAUCUCGUCGC
This is a messenger RNA of Tilletiopsis washingtonensis, 1581 nucleotides long. Its product is annotated as calcium/proton exchanger. Gene Ontology annotation, molecular function: calcium:proton antiporter activity. Gene Ontology annotation, biological process: calcium ion transmembrane transport; intracellular calcium ion homeostasis. Bases 37 to 1512 code for a protein of 491 amino acids. Gene Ontology annotation, cellular component: fungal-type vacuole membrane. Lineage: Eukaryota; Fungi; Basidiomycota; Exobasidiomycetes; Entylomatales. The record is from RefSeq and is a predicted model, not a curated record. The transcript is spliced from 13 exons.